This is a messenger RNA of Somion occarium, 1209 nucleotides long. NCBI's taxonomy places the organism in Eukaryota, Fungi, Basidiomycota, Agaricomycetes, Polyporales, Cerrenaceae. The record is from the annotation of a GenBank genome assembly.
GAAUUUGCCUACUCAGCGAUUCACCAGUGCACUCUACGUAUCCUCAGAUCUCACACUUCUAUGGAAGCGUGGAUAUCGUUUAUAAAGAGAGUGCGCUGUUUGCAUGGCAAGGCACGGGCAUCUUCAGAGUGGAACCAUCCGACAUUCCAACGGUCACUUUCAAGUUCUGUGCUGCCAAACUGCUAUAGCGCACACAUCCUUUGCACGCUACGGGACUGCCAGUGCCCAUGAAAAUGUAUUCGUCCCAAAAUCCUUAGCUUGAUCAUAAAGAUCUAUCGAUUUAUCAUAUACGCUGACAUGAUGGCGGCUGCGGUGGCUUACCCUCUUGAAGAGACACGAUAUUGCGAAAACCCACGAAAGUCAAUUACAGACAAACUUUGCUCACAUUAGGAUUACUACGAACCGGCGGCAACACCGCUGUCCUACAGGAAUUGUCAUCUACUACCGUGUAAACUCAUCUGCGCGCAGUUUUAUCCUCCCAUUCAUACAUAUCAUACCUAAACGCAAUAUGACUAUUCAACUCCAUGGUGCUGCUGGUACUACCUGCACUAACCGCGUCUUCCUCGUUGCGAAGGAACUUAAUAUUCCCGUCGUCCUCGUCCCCGUCGACUUUGCCACUGCAGAGCACAAGUCCGAGGCUUACCUCGAGCACCAGCCUUUCGGCCAAGUGCCCUACAUUGUUGACAAUGCCAAUGUGCAGCAAUACGGCGGCAACUCCGGUCUGAUCCCUAAGGAUCCCAAGAAGCUGGCUAAGUUCGAGCAAGCUGCGAGUAUCGAAGUAACCGACUUCGAUCCACAUGCCGGCGCCAUUAUGGAGAAAGUAUUUAAAGCUUUCAGGGGUCUGCCCGCAGAUGAGACUAUUGUUGCGAAGCAUGCUGAGCUUCUCAUCGACAAGCUUGAUGCGUACGAGCGCAUUCUGAAGACAUCCAAGUGGCUUGCCGGAGGGGACCUCACCUUGGCAGAUCUCUUACACCUCCCCUACGGUGACUACCUCACCAAGGGAGGAUAUGGAGGCUUACUUGAGGACGAGGAAAAACGUCCUCACGUCGCUAAGAAGUCCCCCAUCUCUCGUCCCACCUGGCAAGCUGUCCAGAACGGUGCCUAAUUUGGUGUUCGUCGAAGAGCCGGAAGGCAAGAUAACAUGGACCGUUGAGACGGCCAAUUUGUACCGUAUUAUGUCUUAACGAAGAAUGAACACUACAGGGGACC